This is a messenger RNA of Drosophila obscura, 4026 nucleotides long. Its product is annotated as hippocampus abundant transcript 1 protein. The transcript is spliced from 10 exons. Gene Ontology annotation, cellular component: membrane. Gene Ontology annotation, molecular function: transmembrane transporter activity. The record is from RefSeq and is a predicted model, not a curated record. Lineage: Eukaryota; Metazoa; Arthropoda; Insecta; Diptera; Drosophilidae. The coding region runs from base 472 to 2616 and encodes 714 amino acids. Gene Ontology annotation, biological process: transmembrane transport.
UGGUUGUCAAAAUUCGAAGCGAUUUUUUUUCGUGAGCUGUAGUUGAAAAUUUGAUAAAAAAUUUCCGCGCUUCUUCCGUCGCAGUGCAUCCGUCGAUUUCUCCGAGUGCAGAUUCCAGGGUUAUACGAAGCGUGUGUCAAGAAAAGUGCGUGAAACUCGAUAGAGCCCUAGACUACGUCCAAUCCCAAGAAAAAGUGGCGGAAAUAUUUUCAUGUAGGCCAAACAAAUGAUAAGAUAAUAGAGAGCAGAAGAGCAGACGAGCAGACGAACAGGAAGGCACGUUGAGAGGCAAGGUGACGCAAGAGACGAGGUGGAAUCAGCGCUUCCAAGGAAACAACAACUACAACUGUGAUCCCCCAUACACCCCGCACCCGGCACAUGCGGCAAUGGAAUUAAGUGCGACCAGGACAAUACCGAGUGAAAAUACCAGACCAAAGCGUCGGCCCACUGGCCACUGAGAGGAAGGAGACAAUGCGUAACGGGCGAUGUUACGCCCAACGGCAGAAACAGGAGCAGGCGGUGCAGGAGCAGGAGCAAACGAACCUGACUGAUGGCCCAGAGCCGGAUGCAGAGUCCGAGCCAGAUCAGGAGCAGGAGUCGGAGACGGAGACGGCCCAGCAAGUCAGUUUGGUGCCCCUGGCAAGCGGGCGACUGAUCGGCACGCAUAUCAGGCCCGAAACCGAGCCAGAAUCGGGCGAGCAAACGGACACACAGAGCACGGACAGCAACAGCUCCACGCCCACAACGGCCGACGUCGCAGACGAGGGAGAUGUGGAGACUGUCAGCUCCCUGCCGAUGUCGCCGCCCAUCUGCGGACGGGGCAUCGUCGGCGGGCAGCUGGUCAAGCGACAUUCACCGCUCAAGAGGCUGCAUGCGGACAACCGUUCGGCCUCUAUAGCCACCAACACGAGCACCAGCACGACGCCGAGCAGCGUGAGCAAUCAGCCGGACCUGGACAAUGUGCCCACGCAGUCGUCGCGCUAUGCGGCUCAUCCCAGUAACUUUGUCGAGACCGCAAUCACCACAUCGUCGCUAGCCAGCUCCUCCAGGCCGGGCGGCGGCGGUGGUGGUGGUGCGGCGGGCAGCACGCAUCGACGCACCCACUCGGCCGCCUCCUACAUCUCGAUGCGUUCGCUGGCUCCAGGCGCAGAUCCGCCAUCGGAGCGACGCAAGCGGAAUCGAUGCUGUCGAUGGCUACGCUACGCGUGCAACGUAUGCUGCUGCAAGAGUUCCGGAAUAGGCGAGCCGAGUGUUCAUCAUGCGCUGGUUGUGAUAUUUCUAGAGUUCUUUGCAUGGGGACUCCUAACGAUGCCCAUAAUAUCGAAACUGAACAAGACAUUCCCGGAUCAUACGUUCCUCAUGAAUGGCCUGGUCAUGGGCAUCAAGGGUAUCCUGUCGUUCCUGGCAGCGCCGCUGAUCGGCGCUCUUUCCGAUAUUUGGGGUCGAAAGUUUUUCCUAUUAGUGACAGUAUUCUUCACCUGCCUACCAAUACCGCUGAUGUCCAUCAACACCUGGUGGUUCUUUGCCAUGAUCUCAAUAAGUGGCGCCUUUGCCGUCACCUUUUCGGUGGUGUUUGCCUACGUGGCCGAUGUGACCACGCCGGAGGAACGCUCCAGGGCCUAUGGCCUUGCCUCGGCCACCUUUGCUGCUAGUCUGGUCAUCUCGCCGGCAUUGGGCAAUGCCCUAAUGGACAUGUAUGGCGACACGCUGGUGGUGGCUCUAUCCACGGCCAUAGCGCUGCUGGAUGUGUUCUUCAUACUGGUCGCUGUGCCGGAGAGCCUCUCGGAGAAGGUGCGACCCUCCUCCUGGGGUGCACCUAUCAGCUGGGAGCAGGCGGAUCCAUUUCAGGCCUUGCGAAAGGUCGGCACAGACAAGACCGUCCUCAUGCUGUGCCUCACUGUGCUGCUUUCCUAUCUGCCCGAGGCUGGGGAGUACUCCUGCAUGUUUGUCUAUCUGAAACUAAAGAUGGGCUUCGACUAUGUGGAGGUAUCCGUAUUCAUAGCCGUUGUUGGCAUCCUCAGCAUCACAGUACAAGUGACUCUGGGCUCCUUCAUGAAAGUGUUUGGUGCCAAGCGCACGAUCAUUGUGGGUCUGGCCCUAGAAAUUGUGCAGCUGCUGUGGUACGGCUUUGGCAGUCAGAAAUGGAUGAUGUGGUCGGCAGGCGUUGUGGCUGCCUUGGGCUCCAUCACUUAUCCUGCCAUCAGUGCGUUCGUAUCGCUAUAUGCGGCACCCGAGAGUCAGGGUGCUGUUCAGGGAAUGAUCACGGGCAUGAGGGGCCUGUGCAAUGGCCUGGGACCGGCCGUGUUUGGCGUUAUCUUCUAUCUAUUCAAUGUGGAUCUCAACGAUGACCAUGAAAAUCCCGCUCGGACCAGAGGCAGCAGCAGCGAGACGAAUGUGGAGAAGAUAUCGCAUCAUGUGCCAGGACCGCCAUUUUUAUUUGGUGCCCUGUGCGUCGUCUGUGCUAUAGUCGUGGCAGCAUUCAUACCCGAGGGCCAGAAUGCCGCAUUGGAGAAGAAACGUGCCUCGCUCGAUGUGCAGUACGAGAUUGAAACUGGCCACAAGGCACCCAGCUCCCUGGCGCCGCUUAUACGCUCCGAUUCACUGGCGCAGCUGUAGUCGUCCUACCCACAACCCACACAACAACAAACACAACACACAGAACAACCGCAACAACCGCAGCUGGUGUCUAAAAAUACGUAUAAGCAGAGUAUUUAAGUAUUAACUUUAAUCAAUUUUGUAAUUGUAACGAAUGCUGUAACUAGUUUGGCUUUAGUUAGUCCCCCCAACCCCACACACACCAUGGCUAAGUUAUCAGAGAGAGAGAGUAAGUCUCUGCGUCGAUGCCCAAUGAUCAUGCUGCUAUUGCCUUGCCGCCUGAGACUUACCAUUCAAGUCUUCUUCCGUUAGUUUCCAUCUUAGCCGGGUACUUUAUAUUGCAUAAGGAAGAGUUAUCAACCGCCCACCACCCCGCUAUCAGAAUUCAGUUCAGUUUGUCGUUUGUUUUGUGGCUCAAUGCUGGGAGUUGAUUCCCUGUCAGCUGGGAACUACACCACCACAACACACACAUCACACAGCAGAUGAGUGUUGGAGCAACAACAAAAACUGCCAAAUAAAUAAAACAAAGUAAUUGUAAAUUCGUACAAGAAAUACCUUCUGCUAGAUGCAACAAUUCAGCACAAUAAUUCAGCAAAAAGUACAGCCACAGCCCCUAGUACCAUUUUUAGUUACAAACAAAACGAAACAAAACAAAACAAAACAAAACAAUUACGAAGAGGAAACAUCCAAAUAAACUGAAUACUAAGCUUUACUUUGCAAAUUGUAGUGAUCUAAACUGUAAACUAAAAAGAUAAAACCGAAACUAAUCCGAGUUUCAGCAGAGUCAGUCGCAAAUGGGAUAAUAUUGUAACCAGUAUACAUACACAUAUAGCAACUGAUUACCGGGGGUAACUUGAUUGACACAAAAAAAAAAAAUAAAACAAAUAACGAUAUAAAUGAAUGUAUAGAUGUGAAGGGUACUGGACACAAAUCAUAAUGUUAGCGAGCGUGCCUCUAAUCGUGCGUACAGCAAACCACAGGUGUAGUUUUUUAUUUAUUUUGAUAAAGCCAGUACGAAAAAACAAAACAAAAAUGUUUCAAUGAUGCUUGAGGUCUACGGAUAGUCAGUCCCCCCCAACAAAAAAAACCCAACCUAAACCAAUCCAAUCCCCUGUGUGGAAUGUGCGUGUGUAUGUACAGUACUUUAGAAAAUCAAAGUUAUAUAUUUUUCAAAGUGUGCUGCAAAACAGUGUAAGGAGCUCCGCUCCUCCCCCGACCUAAAGAUCCAAUGCUGAAUGCUGCUCUGAAUAAUGAAUAAGUACGGGGCAGGACAACAGACAGACGGACAGACAGAUGGACGGAAGGACAGUUUGUACGAGUAUCUAGGAGAACGAUAUCCACAUUUUAAUUUGUAAAUUAUUUAAAAUGUAAUUUAGUGUUUUAAACGAAAACCAAAAUAAACGAAAACUGUUUGAUGAAGCGCUUAUACCA